Molecule: messenger RNA, 313 nt
Organism: Ilex paraguariensis (yerba mate)
Lineage: Eukaryota; Viridiplantae; Streptophyta; Magnoliopsida; Aquifoliales; Aquifoliaceae
Source: the annotation of a GenBank genome assembly
AUGAUAUAACCGAUCACGAUUUUAGGGACUUGGUCAUUGGUCGGAGUAGCAGAUUGUUGAAACGUCACACAACAAGUGGACCUCUCCGGGAUUUGAGGUCUAUUCUUUGCAAUCGCCUGAGCCAACUGACAAGAAUGGAUCCCACGUUUGAGAUUGGUCUUGAGAUAUCUGAUUCCGCAUAUCUAUUCAAGCUUCUCGAAGGUCAUGAUGAUUCAAAUCUUGAGUUCAAGAACAUUACCCAAAAAGCUGCCAGAGGAGCAGCACUGUUGCAGGAAGGAGUGAAGCUGGUGAGAGAAGUGCAAGACCAACUCAA